CCCUGGGGGACGGCACAGUGGGGGCCCCGAGCCCCCCGCAGCCCUGCGGAGCGGGCGGAGCCGGGCAGAAGGCAAACAUGUGCCGGGGUCUGGGAUAUGCAAGGUGCAGACCUCGCGCUCCCACGGGCUCCGCCUUCUCUCAUAGGGUGAUUUGGGUGAGGAAGGUGGUGACAUCUUCGUCUUCUCACUCGGCCACCCAGGCGGGGGUGCAGUGGUGCAGUCACAGCCCACUGUGCCCUGAGCUCCUGGCUCAAGCCGUCCUCCCGCCUCGGCCUCCCAAGUGCUGGGACUGCAGGCGUGAGCCGCACGCCCGGCCUCACUGAGGGUUUUUGUGUGGGGCCACGGCCGGGUGGGCGAGGCUGGCAGACUGCAGGUGAGGGCCCAGACUCCCGGCCCACAGUGGCUGGGUGGAGGCUUCCAGAACCACCCCACCCUCCUUCCCCGGGGGAGCUGCCCGCACUCUGCAGCAGCAGGCAGCCCUGCCCGGCCGCGGCCCUUUCCCAGUAGAGGCAUCGGGCCCGUCUCGGGGAAGCGCAGAGUCAUGCUGCGGGAGGGGCUGUGGUCACUGCACUGCGCGGCCUGCAGCCCCGCGUUUCCGAGUAGCUGAACUAAUGCUGCCCGCUAAUGGCGCUUUUCAGCCCAAAGAGCCAGAAAGACAGACAGUGGGCGAGGGCCUCCCCCGGCACGUGGCCCGCUGCGGGGUCCCAGCCCACAGAGGUGGGAAAAUUAACUGAGGAUUGUCUUUCGGGAGAAGAACCAGCUAAGGUAAGUCGGGACCCUCCCAGCACACAACGCAGCACAUAGCACAGUGGCCGGGGCUUGGGGGCACCGUACCCGGCCGGCAUCCUGUAUUUUCUGUAUUUUCUGUUUCAUAGUUUAAUUGGUGGAGUUUUUUCUGUUUCUCUGAGAUACAUGAAAUCAGGGGCAUCUCACAACCAGGAGCCCCUUAGGCCAGCGAGGUGUGGACUGUCUCACGAGGCCCUUCCCAGGAGCACAGCGUGGAGUGUCCCCUGUGGCUCACAGCACUCGCACGACGUCAGACAGGGAGCCUCAGAGGCAGCCGUGGCCUCCCGAAGAGCGGCGAGAUGAGCAGCGGAAGGACACCCAUCGACGCGCGAGCCCUGACGAAGAAGCUCGACAGGACGGCCUGCGACCCGGCCGCCCGCGCCAUCCUGGGCAGUCUGCUGCUCUACGUCUCCGGCCGGGAGGACGGGCCGCCCACCGGGGUCCGCAGGCCGAGCCGCCAGCCCGAGUCCCAGGAGGCCGCCCGGCGGCCCACGCGCUUCCAGCUCCUGCAGGCCAAGUUCCUGGGCUCCGGCCGCGAGCCCCACCUCAAGAGGACCCGGGAGGUGGGCAGGCUGAUCCCCAGGGACAGACACGGGCCCGGCCGCGGCCUGGUGAGCACCACCAUCAGCAAGCUCUUGGACAAGACCAAGGAGAGGGCUGGCGACCCGGGCGAGAAGCCCCGCUGCAGCCCCCCCACCGGCAAAAGCACCGUGAAAAGCAUCCUGAAGAAGUUCUUGGCCGCGGAGGAGAAGGAAGCGCAGGAGACGGCAGCCCGCGAGAGGCCCCCGGCGGAGCGGCCCAGAGCCCCCACGGGCCUCCUGCCGAAGGUCGUGGGCAAGAGCUCGGUGCUGUCCAAGCUGCGCGAGAAGUUCGAGCAGAGCGCCUGCCUCUGCUCCGAGGCCGGCCUGCUGCCGCUGCGCAGGGAGGAGCGGAAGAAGAGGAACCUGCAGAGGAAGAAGAUGCACAGGCCGGAGGUGCGGGUGCUGCACACGGCCACCAUGGCCAGCACCUGCGUCAGGACGCCCCCCGCCCGCUUCCUGGCCUGCACCGCGGAGCCCCUGCCAGCCCUCAGCGUGGCCACCGUCGUCUGCGGCCCCAGGAGCUGGCUGUCCCGCUGCACCAAGAUCAGCCACGCGGGCGCGAGGCGCCAGCCCGGAAGAGAAGCCGGCCUGCGCCCCGACGCGGGGGAAGCGGAGCCCAGCGGGGAAGGGGCACACGGGACGGGGCCCCUCCAGGGGGAGCCCAGAGAACAGCCCCAGGCCCCAGCUCAGAGGGGCGGCCCCGAAGCUGUGGCCCCGGCACUGCCCUGUGUGGGGCCGGACUCCCCCGCGCUCCCUGGCCAUGUGUCCGCCCUGUCCCUGCCGUCCCCACUAGGGUCGCCCAGCCCAAGUGGCGCCAGGACGGUGGGUGCCACAGCAGGGAGUGCCGCGUUUGGCUCCUGGGAGGGGAGGGACGCGAGAGCCGCUGGGCCUGCAGGGCCGCUGCACGAGGGCGCGGGGCAGGUCCCUGAAGUCGCCAUGACAGUCUGCAGCUCAGAGGAUGAGGUGCCAGAGUCAGAGAGGGAGCCCCUCUUUGCCACCCAGAAGCAUUUCCCGGAGCAGAACGGGCCACAGUGCAUCCCCCCGCUCCACACGCCCGCGGUCCGGGCCGCUCGGCGAGCGCAGCCUGCCGUGGAGCCCCCGCGGAUCACUGUGCAGCGCCCGGUUGUCCACGAGAUGCCACCUGCUCCUGCCUGCCUGGGACACGCGCCACCCAGCAGAGACGUGCCUUCCCCGGAGCGCGGAGCGGAGAGCGCGGUUGAAAGUGCGCACGCGGGGGCGGGCAGGGCCCCGGCGGAGCUGGGCGGGCCUUCUGGGACCCCGGCGGGACCCCGGCCUUCUCCCACGCAGGGGGCCCCGGCAGGCCCGAGCCCUGCACCACCUCCAGGCGCUGCCGGGGCCGACGGCAGCUUCCCAGACGCGGCUGCGAUGCAGAAACCCGGCGGAAAGGGAAGCGGACGCGGCUUGGAGAGUCCGAAUAGUCCCAAGCAUUGCGAGGAUAUUUCGGUAGAGAACACGUCUGAGCCCCUUGAUGCGGGGCACCCAGGGCCAGAGCCGGGUGGAACCCCAAAGCCUGACGAUGGCCCCUCGUCACACAAUCCCACCACACGGAAAGGUCACCUCAGAAGAAACAGCUGCGGCCCCUCUGGGGGUCAGCAUGCGCCGUCCCUGGGCGGGAGCAGUCUGACGGGCGCCCCCACGUCGCCGGUGGCCCCGCCCGGGGGGCGCGUGGGGCCCGAGGCCUUUGCCGCGAGGGGCGCGGGCGGGCUGUGCACACAGGGGCCGCGCCAGGGGCCGCCGGCCAGGUCAGCCCAGCCCCUGCAGGUUGCCCAGGGAAACGCCAGCCGCGAUUUUGGCAAGAACGGGCUGUCAUCCUUCGAUGAACGACCCAAACCAAGUAUCGAAGUCCCCAGGGAGAUGACAGGUGCAGCGGGCGUGGCGGGUCACGCACCACCGUUGCCAGGGAGUGGCCGGCACCCUGAGCACCCCGGGGGCGAGGACGGGUGCGGAACACCAGCGACAGGUCCUCGUGCUGCCGAGGGGGGCGGCCUCGUGGGACAGUGUCUCCCUCAGGAACCCGACCCCCCCCACGUGUGGGCACCGGGUGCAGCUGCAGAAAGGAGUGUCCUCCAGGGCCCGGCGUCCACCGUGGGGCCCCCGGCCCCCCACCCACAGGGAGCCGCCCAUCCCUCCCCGGUGCCCUGUGCUACCCGAGAGCCGGCGGCCCGCGAGAGCAUCGCAGCGGCGGGAGGCAGAGACCGCGGAGCUGAGGCAGGAAGCCCUCCAGGUCUCGACGCGCAGCCCCCAGCUCCAGCCUCCACUUGCCACAGGCCCUGGGGAGCCAGCCCAGCGGGGCCCAGUCUCGGCCCGGGCGAGCUGCUGUCGCCUUCCGAGAACCCGCGGGCCGCACACAGAGAGGGCCUCGCGUCAGAAAAGCAGCCACCUUUGGGGGCAGAGCUCGCCCGCCCACCUCCCACGGCGCCAUCCACGGAGUCAGGGGCUGCACAGGCGGGGAGGGCCCAGGAGCGCAGCCCUCCUGACCCGUGUGCCCGCAGCGACCCUGAGGCCAAGAGCCCAGGGGGUGAAGGCCCCGUGCUCCUCUCCCAGGGCAGGCAAGAAAGUCAGCCCGCACAGGGGAGCACUGCCUCAGGGUGCGUGAGGUCACAGCAGACGCCGCAGCCAGGGGGUUCUGGAAGGAGCACAGUGCUCUUGGGUCCGAAGGUCGUGCAGAACUUGGCAAAACAGCCUCAGGCACAGCUACAGUCAGCCCAGGACCUGGCCACAGAGGUGGGCAGCCCCUGCCCCCACAGCCACAAAGGUCAGGCAGGUGCACCGGGGCCGUGGGCGGAGCAGGGGAGGAGCCCAGGUCAGGGACAGGACACCUGGGCUGCCAAGAACCCAGACACACCUCCAGGGAGCCCUGAGGGGCUGGGAAGCCUGGCUGCCCAGGGACAGGUCCAGGGACAGCCCCAGGGACAGCCCCAGGGACAGGUCCAGGGACAGCCCCAGAUACAGGUCCAGGGACAGCCCCAGAUACAGGUCCAGGGACAGGUCAAGGGACAGCCCCAGAUACAGGUCCAGGGACAGGUCAAGGGACAGCCCCAGAUACAGGUCCAGGGACAGGUCCAGGGACAGCCCCAGGGACAAGUCCAGGGACAGCCCCAGGGACAGGGACAGGUCCAGAGACAACCCCAGGGGCAGGUCCAGGGACAGGUCAAGGGACAGCCCCAGGGACAGGUCCAGGGACAGCCCCAGGGGCAGGUCCAGGGACAGCCCCAGGGACAGGUCAAGGGACAGCCCCAGAUACAGGUCCAGGGACAGGUCCAGGGACAGCCCCAGGGACAGCCCCAGGGACAGGGACAGGUCCAGGGACAGGUCCAGAGACAACCCCAGGGGCAGGUCCAGGGACAGGUCAAGGGACAGCCCCAGGGACAGGCCCCAGGACAGGUCCAGGGACAGCCCCAGGGGCAGGUCCAGGGACAGGUCAAGGGACAGCCCCAGGGACAGGCCCCAGGACAGGUCCAGGGACAGCCCCAGGGGCAGGUCCAGGGACAGGUCAAGGGACAGCCCCAGGGACAGGCCCCAGGACAGGUCAAGGGACAGCCCCAGGGACAGGUCCAAGGAUGGGUUCAAGGACAGGUCCAGAAACAGCCCCAGGGACGGGUCCAAGAACAGGUCCAGGGACAGGUCCAGAGACAACCCCAGGGGCAGGUCCAGGGACAGGUGAAGGGACAGCCCCAGGGACAGGCCCCAGGACAGGUCCAGGGACAGCCCCAGGGACGGGUCCAGAGACAGGCCUGGGCUAGCAGGACAGCACCCCCGGCCAGGGAGCAGCCCGUUGCCGGCGCAGCUGGAGGAGCACCUGCUGCUGGCGGGAGUAGGGGAUGGGGAACAGCUGCCCCCAGAGAGGGUGGCCAGGGGGACCCUGCUGCCCGGAGCCUGCCCCAAGGAAGCCAGCUCCCCGGGGGCAAGAGCAGCACGGCCCCUGCCCUGGAGCCCGCGAAUGGCUCCGCCAUGCCCGUGCCUGGAGCUGGGGGCUGCCAGAGCGCCCGGCCCGAGGGCCAAGAGGGGCUGCCCAGCAGGCCGGGGGCGCAGAGGGGCCCCCGGGGGGAGCUGGCCGUGCCGGAGCAGGAGCGGCGCAGAAAGCCAUCACCCCUGGCCAAGUACAGAGCCCAGAGCUUCAGCGACCAGAGGUCCUUCGAUUUGUCCUUCAGGCCAGCGAGCCUCAGAGCCAGUGACACCUUCGACCUCCCCAAGUGAGCCCGAGUCUGGCCGCCCGCGUUCCUGUCCCUGCGACACGGCUCGUCACCGGGCGUCAGGCGUUUCCUGCCUCCAAGUCUGGUUUGGCUGUGCCGUUUCAUCAUCUUCCUCCACUUUUACGUGACCUCGUCUUGGGGGACUCAAGUUACCUGGGGGACCUUCCCAUCUGCACCCACCGCCUCCUCGGAGCCAGGUGCUAGAGCUGUGGCGGGUCUGCCUGUGGCCCCGUGGUUUCCCGUGGCUCCUGUGUCCCCUGCACCUUUGCUUGGAGGCCACUGCCCGUGUGCAGAGGUCACGCCGCACCUCAGCGCUUUGGAGCUGCGCUCGUGCGUGCCCUGCAAGCUGGCGCUUUGAGGGCUUCCCGCCUCUUGCCAGCGUGGCCAGGCUGCCCGCCCCCGCCCACUCCCACAUGCCCACGGGGCACCGACCGCCCAUGGCCCACAGCCAGACCUGUGCCAUGCUCCCAACCUGGCCACUUGCUUAGUAUCCUGGACUCAUUUUUCCAAGCUGCGCCCCGCCCGUAGCUAUUUUAAAGCACACGCACCUGUCGCUGGGCCACGUCUUGGUGUGCGUGGGCACUCGCCACGGAGCACGCACCCCCCAGCCCACUCGGGGGUCUCUGAAAACAGGCGGGAGGCCGUCCGAUCGCGCCAUGGGCCCCCGAGCAGCUGGGCUCCCGGUGAGCAGACAGCACUGCCCCCGCCCCUUUCUGGCAUUGUCCCUCUCUGUGGAAAGUGUUUGCUGCCGUCCCAGGCGUGUCCUGAAGCACCUGAUCGUCCCUGGGACGGGCCCUGGCGCCUGUUUUCUGACUCGAACGGAACGUCUGCUCAGAGAAAGGCAUUUCAUAGCUCCAGCUCUAGCGAGAGUGUCUAUCCGUGGUGAGGCUGGGCCGGGGGUGUCUCAGCCACACACAGACGGGCACCGUCUCCUGGGGGGGCCUCCUGGGCUUGGCCACAGGGGCCUUGGUCUGGGGUAGCUCAGCCUCUACUGGGGACAUCCCUCCUCUCAAAGAGCAUGUGGGCUUCAGGGUGCAGCGGCCCCUGCCCCGGCGUCGCGGGGAGCCUGCACCUCGCGUUGAGGUUGACUUCCCCGAGCUGCCAAACCCAGGAGGCCCCUGAGACAGACGUGCAGGGGUUCCCCGCAGAGGACGGCCCUGCCCACACCGGGGCGUCCUCCCGGAGCUGUGCGCGGGGCUGGGGCUCCGGGGCCUGUGCCCCCCACACCUGCUGUGGCAGCAGCUCACUUACUACACCAUGCUCCACAAAGCACUUGAGGCCGUGUUUGGCAAAGAACGUGGCAGACCGAGGAGACAGAUAUUAACGCUGUGCACGGGGUGCUCCCCUUUAAAACAAGCAGCAGUAGGACUUUUGUUGCUAUUUCUAAGCAGACUAGAAGGUCCACUGGAGGAUGCAUCGAGUGGUGGUUUGCAAGUGAAGGAACCCUCAGAAUCUCCUCCAGCCGCAGUUCUAGAAAAGCCAGGCCCGAGCCACUCCCACCACCCCAGGUGAGCCCCGCGUGGCCACCGGCCCGUCCUCGCGGUUUGGCAAAGGUGGCCCACGCCGCUGCCCUGCUCAAUCACGCUGGAGCAGCUCUGUGCGCAGGAAGAGCUUGUGGGCCACUUCUCGGGGACUCGCAGCCCAGCGCAGGUGCGCGUGAGCCGAGACCGCGGACGGCGGAGGGAGCGGUGAUGUGUUCACCCUGCAAGUGUGACCGUCACCUCCACAGAACAGCCGCCCAGGGGAGCGGGGGCCCCGACAGACAGGCAUUGCAGAUGAGCCCAGAGUGAAAGUGAGUGAAAGGAAGCAGGGCUUGCCCUUCGCUUCAGCCGCGUCUCUGACUGUGUGUUCCGGAAGCUCCUUGACUCCACCUCCCCGCCGGCGUCCGGCUGCUGCUGUGAUGGGCACGUCUGCGGCACGGAAAGGCGGGUCCCCCCUCCCCACAGGUUCUGCGGUGGCCUCGCGGGGCUGGAAUGCCAUUGCUCAGAAUUCUGCAAAUCCAACCUCACUUUCGUAUUUUUUAAUGAGGUGUCCUUGCCACUGAGCUGUGAUCGCGUAGUCACGCCUUAGGCCGCAGCUGUUACAUUUUUGCUGUUUGUAUUCCUGUACAUACACGGCUCUAAAGCGGACUAGUCAGAAAAAAGUACUAAAUGUGUUUUGUAUUCUCUCCUUUGUAUUUUUACUAACUUCACUCCGCUGGAAAUAACUUCAAAAAGGAAAUAAAAUACAUUUCCCGUCA
Lemur catta (Ring-tailed lemur) is the source of this 7820-nucleotide messenger RNA. RefSeq names its product collagen alpha-1(I) chain-like. The record is from RefSeq and is a predicted model, not a curated record. The transcript has 3 exons. NCBI's taxonomy places the organism in Eukaryota, Metazoa, Chordata, Mammalia, Primates, Lemuridae. Bases 1086 to 5585 code for a protein of 1499 amino acids.